Molecule: messenger RNA, 2392 nt
Organism: Thrips palmi
Lineage: Eukaryota; Metazoa; Arthropoda; Insecta; Thysanoptera; Thripidae
Product: nudC domain-containing protein 1
Exons: 10
Coding region: 102-2057 (651 amino acids)
Source: RefSeq, a predicted model, not a curated record
ACAGAUAGUUUUACCCUUCAUCUGGCCCUUUGCAUAUAGGACAUGGAGCAGUUUCUUCGUGGUCCAUGAGCGUCAAACCUCCAAACACGAGACAUAGAUAGAUGGGUUCGAACGGACAAGGCAAAAGUGCGCGGAACGAGGACCGAUGGCAAGAGCGCAAGCGGUCUUCGGGGUUAGCCCCGUGCCCUGCCCUGUGGUUCGUUCGCUGCGAAGUCUUUUCGCGUUGGUACCGCGCGUUGUUUAUUUCCUGUGUUGCGGUUGGGUUUCGUCAGCAGACAGUAAGCAGGUGUCAAGUGAUUGCAUUGAAGUGGCAAAAAAAAAUGGCCAAAGCUCGCAUAUUAGUUGAACUCAGACCUGACAAGAAACUUCUUGAUCCUCAGUUUGACGGCUACAAGUUGUCAUUAGAGAACGUACAUUCACAUCGUUCGUCUUUGCCGUCAAAGCCUGAUGUUGUUGUUCCAAGUGAUGACCAAUAUUCAUUCCUUCACACAAAGUUGUUUGGAACUCACAAUAAACUUUUUACUGACCCGUGGACGGAGACAACUUACUACAUUGAUGUUAAGUGGAAGAUUCAUUCUUUUGACCCUGACACUAACAGUUUUUGCGAAGUUUGGGAGGUACCAAGUCACCAUGAGAGGCAGCCUGGACACUACAACUUAAAUUUAGCUUUCGCUUCACCUGAUGUGGUUGUUGUAACAGAUGGAGCUGGUACUUUACAUAUUGUUGACACUCAAGAUCGUUCUUUCAGAGCAAGGAAAUGGGGGGUAGUCUUCAGUUGUUCACCAAUCGGAGACAACAAGGGAUUUGUCAUCUUAGAUAGUCGAUAUUACUGUGGUGAAUUGCAUUGCAUGCUUCUUCACAUUGAUGAGCUGGACAUAGAAGGAACCGAGGGCAAGAAAUCAAAGUUUGUGUCUGUAAUUGAUUGGAUUACUGUGGAAGGGGAGCUCAACAAGCAGCCCUGGGGAGUGAAGUCUUUACGCCAAAUGGUUGGAGGAGGCUGCAUUGAGUUUGCCAGUUUUGAACCUACUUGCACUGCUGUGUUCAUUGCAAGCGAUCAAGCAUUGAAAUUUACCUCUGAUUCUGAAAACAGCAUCAUUGAAGAUAAUGAGGAACCGAAAGUGAAACCCCAGAUAGUUUACUCUUGGCUUCAGAAAGAUGAUGAUUUGACUGUGUGGGUUCCUGUUGCCACGGAUGUUUCAAAAUCUGACAUUAAGGUCAUAGUAACCACACUCUCUGUUAAAAUAACCAUCCAAGGUCAUGUUGUUCUGGAGGGUGCAUUGCAUCAACGGAUUGAUUCAGAUCUGACCUGCUGGACUCUGUCACCAGGAAAAUUAGAAAUUAUUUUGAGCAAAGUAGAGACCGGAUUAAUGUGGCCAGAGUUGAUUGUUGGUUGCCAGAAAGGAGAGCAAGUUUUAGAUCCAGCUCUUGUGGAAGAAGUACAUCAGCGCUUGGCUCACUUAUGUUCAGACACUGUGGAAACUGGCACAAAUGAUGUUGCACCAGCUUACAAUAGCCAACAGUUAGAAGACUGUGAUGCUUUCCCCAAGGACACUUCUGUCCUGAUUAGACUAGAUUCAAAAGAUCAUAGUAUUUCUCACAAGGUCAAUCUGGGUGGACACCAGUGGUUGUUCAAUUCAACAUUGUCAGCUGGGUCCCCUCCUGCCAUCUGCGUGAGACAUGAUGUCGAUGCUUGUGUCUGGCAAAUUGAAGAAAUGAAUCGGGAUUCUCAUGUUUGGCCCAUUACUCAUGUUGGCACAUUUUCAGCAUUUGGAUAUGUACAGGCAUCAAAACAACAGAGAAAAUUCACAGUUUGUCCACCAGAUAUGUCAUAUGUUGCUAUUUGUGACUCAUCAAGGCAUGUGUAUUUGUAUCGGCAACCUUCCGCUGUGCAAAGUGAAUUGCGUAACCGUACAACAGGUAGAAGAGUCGCACAGGUUGCCAAACAACAUUUAGUGCAGUUGGAAUCUGAUUCUCACAUCUUGGGAUGCCACGCUACCUCUAAUUAUCUGUUCAUACUAUCAGAGGAGGUAUUUUAUAAAUUUAUGCUAGGAAAUUGAUUACACUCCAACUAAAACUGUCAAUAAGUAUGCCUCCUAUUAUAAGAAAAAGGAGAGUAAUUCCAGGGAAAAGACAAUGGACAAAGUAUCAAGUUCUAAAGAUCAUUGUUUAAAUAUUUGAUGGUUUUGUUAGUCAAUUUUAUAAGUGAAUCAAACAUUUGUAUCACAGCAUAUAUAACACUUCAAAAAUAAACUAUGCAAAAGCAUUAUAAGUGAUCAUUUUUAAAAAUUACUGUUGCUUCACAACAAUUCAUUUUAGAACAGACCAUUUCUCAGCAAUAUUGUGCAAAUUGUGUAUCUACUUACAUUAUCCAUUAAAUAUCAUCUAAGACUUA